AUGAAGUCAAUUAAGAACAGUUUGAACCAUAUUCAUAAGACUACGAAAACAAAACGCUUACAGCGACUAAGUAAAUACAAUUUUAUUGGUCCAGUGAAGAGAGUCCGAUAUAAGCCGAGGUCUUUUGUCAAAUCUACCACUUUUACAUGUCAAGAAUCUAUUGCGACUUAUGAAUUGCCAAACCCCCCACCAUAUAUACCGGUAUUCGAACCAAACUCGUCAUCAAACGGACCUCCACUGCAGUUCACAUCUGAUUUCAUAUCACUUUGCAUGGAUGCUUUCAAAUAUGUCUACGCCAGUAAAUACUUUAAAAAUUAUGCGUCUCGUUACUUAUUGCCGAUGACUUGCGAUUUCAUGAACAUGUAUUACAUGCUCGAGAGCAAACCAGUUCCUACAAACGAAUUGAAGUACUAUCCUGCAGCAGCUCAAACCGUGUUGAUUACGACACCUAAUCCUGUUGCUCCUGCUGCUACUGCUGCUAAUGCUGCUACUUCUACUUCAGCUGCUGCCGUUACUGUUGAUAGUGAAGAUAUGUGUGUUGAUACUGAUUCUACACUGGAUUUGUCCUCUUUGAAGAAAGGCCUGCAGGAAAUUAAUGAGAAAAUAAAUAAAGAAGAUAUUACAUACAAACUUUUCUGCGAAACUAUUAUUGAUAUACAGAGAGAAAAGUUUUUGGAGUACUUGAGACACUGUGAAGACGAAGGCUCGCUUCCAGGACUCAAUAUUAAUCAUGAUUUCGAACCCCUUAUUAAAUGGAUUCCGCAGUAA
Thelazia callipaeda (thelaziosis nematode) is the source of this 768-nucleotide messenger RNA. The record is from the annotation of a GenBank genome assembly. NCBI's taxonomy places the organism in Eukaryota, Metazoa, Nematoda, Chromadorea, Rhabditida, Thelaziidae.